Aspergillus wentii DTO 134E9 is the source of this 973-nucleotide messenger RNA. RefSeq lists its product as uncharacterized. The record is from RefSeq and is a predicted model, not a curated record. Lineage: Eukaryota; Fungi; Ascomycota; Eurotiomycetes; Eurotiales; Aspergillaceae. Gene Ontology annotation, molecular function: hydrolase activity. The transcript is spliced from 3 exons. Bases 1 to 942 code for a protein of 313 amino acids.
AUGACAGUCACCGAUCUUGACCUCUUCCCCAACGGCGGCUGGGACGUCCACCACCACAUUUUCGACCCUUCUAAAUUCGCCUACGCACCAGAUCGCCAUCUAACCCCACCCCCAGCCACAAUCGCCCAAUUCCUCGAAUUCAAAAAACGCGUCGGCAUCACGAAUUCCGUCCUCACGCAUGGCCUGUCCUACGGGGCUGACUGCACCUCACUCAAGUCGUUCGUCGCAGAGCUAUCCAAUAAAAAGGAAAGCAGCACGAAGGCAAUUGGAGUGAUUGACCCGGCCACAGUGACAGGCGAUGAGUUGAGAGAGAUGCACGACGCGGGGAUUCGAGGGAUAAGAGUCAAUCUGUACAAGUACAAAGCCUUUCACGAUGUGGAGUUACAGAAGACAGCGCUGCGUGAACAUGCGGCUGUGCUGAACAGGUAUUGUCCGGGGUGGAGUAUGGCGUUUACGCAUCCACAUUGUGAAUUCUGGGCUGAGUUGAAGCCGUUUCUGGAGGAGGUUCUUGUCUCUGGGGGUGUUAAGCUGGUGACUGAUCACUUUGCCCUGCUCAAGGGGGCGAGUAUGCUCCCCCCUGAAUGUGAGGGCGAUGUAUCGCGACAGACUGGCUUCAGGGAGAUUAUCGAAUUGGUCAAGGCAGGACGGCUAUAUGUCAAAGUGAGUGCCCCGUAUCGGGUGAGUACAUUGGCAGGUGGAUAUGAGGAUUUGAAGCUGCUCGUGAGGGCAUUCUUCAAUGCAAAUCCGAGACAGGUUCUGUGGGGGAGUGAUUGGCCACACACACCACACAUGAAAGUGCGAACCCACGAAGAGGCAAUCCGGGAGACUCCGUAUUUGAAAGUGGAUGAUCUAGCCUGGUUGAGGAGUUUGCGGUCGUGGUUGUCGGAUGAAGAGUGGAAUUUGCUGAUGGUUGAGAAUCCACGGGAUUUGUAUGAUUGGUGACUGUCAUGCAUCAUGUAUAGCUAGUGUCAAU